This is a messenger RNA of Cloeon dipterum, 2142 nucleotides long. RefSeq names its product protein MTO1 homolog, mitochondrial. Gene Ontology annotation, molecular function: flavin adenine dinucleotide binding. The record is from RefSeq and is a predicted model, not a curated record. Gene Ontology annotation, biological process: tRNA methylation; mitochondrial tRNA wobble uridine modification. The transcript is spliced from 14 exons. Gene Ontology annotation, cellular component: mitochondrion; cytosol. Lineage: Eukaryota; Metazoa; Arthropoda; Insecta; Ephemeroptera; Baetidae. Bases 147 to 2114 code for a protein of 655 amino acids.
AAUUCUUUUGCUGCCGCAACGCAGCGCUGUCUUCAUAACAAAUUUGAACAACUUGAGAUAGAAACAUUGUCAAGUAGUGGAAAAGGUGUAUUAUCAGUCUAAAAAAACAACCAGAACUGCUGUCAUUAUUUACAGAUAGACCACAGAUGAUUCUUCGAAGGAGAAGUUUGUUACGGGUUCUGCCUGCUCUCGUCAGACAAUUUUCAUGUGCUGAAGGGACAUACGAUGUUGUGGUUGUCGGAGGUGGACACGCUGGCACAGAGGCCUGCGCUGCUGCAGCAAGACUGGGCAGGAAAACCCUUCUUGUCACACAUAAGAAGUCUACCAUAGGUGAAAUGUCAUGCAAUCCGUCCUUUGGUGGCGUCGGGAAGGGACACUUGAUGAAAGAGGUUGAUGCUCUUGAUGGAGUUUGCAGUCGUAUAUGUGAUCUCUCUGGAAUUCAUUACAAGGUGUUAAAUGUGAGGAAAGGACCUGCAGUGUGGGGGCCAAGAGCUCAAAUUGACCGCAAACUAUACAAGAAACAUUUACAAAACGAAAUAUUCAAUCACACUCCUAACUUGGAAAUCAUAGAAGCGGCUGUGGAAGAUUUAAUGAUACAUGAAAAUGGACACUGCACUGGAGUUGUUCUAGAGAAUGGCGAUUAUGUAAGCAGCAAAACUGUAGUAAUAACAACAGGCACUUUCCUCAACGGCCAAAUCAACAUUGGAUUGGACGUUCGGCCAGCUGGAAGAGUAGGUGAUGAACCUUCCAUUGGCUUGGCCAAAACCUUAGAGAGACUGAAAUUCAGGAUGGGUGUUCUGAAAACAGGAACUCCUCCAAGAAUAUAUCGCAGCUCGAUCGAUUUCUCUGAUUGUGAAAAGCACCUAGCUGAUAUGCCACCUUUACCUUUUUCUUUUAUCAACUCUCAAGUGUGGAUUAAGCCAGAGGACCAAGUGCCAUGUUACCUCACUUUUACUACUCCGGGUGUUGAUAAAAUUGUGAAAGAAAACUUGCAUGUAAACCGACAUGUGAGUGAAGAAAUCACUGGACCUAGAUAUUGUCCAUCUAUUGAGUCCAAGAUAUUGAGAUUUGGAAACCGGGCUCACCAAAUUUGGCUGGAGCCUGAGGGGUUAGACUCCGGCCUUAUAUAUCCGGCAGGACUGUCAUGCACUUUACCUGAAGAUCUCCAGUCGCAGCUCAUACGACAGGUGAAAGGCUUGGAAAAUGCUGUCUUAGCAAGACCAGGUUAUGGAGUUCAAUAUGAUUUUGUUGACCCAAGAGAAUUGUGGCCGUCCUUGGAGACAAAGAAAAUUCCUGGACUAUUCCUUGCAGGCCAAAUCAACGGCACCACAGGUUAUGAAGAGGCUGCUGCCCAGGGAAUCAUCGCCGGGAUGAAUGCAGCUUUGCAGGUUUUAGAUCGAGAGCCGUUUGUAAUUAGAAGAACAGAAGGCUACAUAGGUGUUUUGAUUGACGACCUGACUACUCAUGGGACCAACGAACCUUACAGAAUGUUCACCAGUAGGGCAGAGUUUAGGGUGUAUUUGAGACCAGACAAUGCUGAUAUUCGGCUUACAAAGAAAGGCUUCGAUGCUGGAGUCGUUUCCAAUGAGAGAAUGCAAGUUUUGCAGCAAACACAGAGCAGUUUAGAAUACUGUGAAGAAGUUUUGCAGUCUGUGAUGUUGCCGCCGCGAAAAUGGAAGUCGUUGUUUAAAAUGCCAAACAGCACGUCAACUGCAUCCAAAAGUGCUUUCUCAUUGCUCGCCGACUCGAGCAUCAAAGCCACAGUUUUCCAGUUAAGAAACCUCAUGCCAGACGAGCUGAGGUGUUUGGAUGGAACAGAAGCAGUUUGGGACCGCCUUGUGAUUUGUUCCACGUACAAACAUUACGAGAAAAUGCAAACAGCAGAAAUCGAAGCCAUAAAAAAGGAACAGGAGUUGGUCAUUCCCAAGAACUUUGACUACAACAUGCCAAGCUUAAAUUUGUCAAUGGAGGAGCGAGAGAAGUUGGCGUUUUCUCAGCCUCAAACAAUUGCCGCUGCAAGUAGAAUACCGGGAGUCACGCCCAGUGCGGUUUUGCGUCUCAUGGUUUAUGUGAAACAAAAGGGACACAAAGCGCCUGUUGCUGCACGUGGAUAAAAUAAACGAACAUUUUUGAGCGGAAUAA